CGUCGCUGCACAUUCCGCACAUACCACAAAUUUCCUUGAAGUUGAAUUUGUUUUAAGAUAAGACAUACGGGUCUCUUUAAUUUUUUUUUCCCCUUUCGCUUUCAAUUCGGAUGUUUGUUUGGGGUUUUUUUUUCUCCUGCAGGUCACCAGUUCGUUUCUGCAAACAGAAAACUCGACUCCUGACAUUAUAAAAGCUCGUUGGUGGUGGUGGUGGGGGGCGGCAGUAGAGAGGGAUGCAGUACUGUACUGUGCUGUAACGUGGUGAGGGGAUUGCGGCGGUUCGGCGGAGAGGACGGCCUCGGAGAAUAGGCAGGCUUGCAGCUUCACGCAGGCAGAGGGCUCCUGGCCCUUCCUGGUUACACAGGUGUGCUGCUCACCGGGCAGAGAUAAGGGGAGAGAGAGGCUGCAGGCCAGACUUCAGGAGAAAGAGAGAGAAAGGGCAGGAACAAGUUCUCCCAGUUUGCCAGACAGUGCAAAGAAGUGCAGAGACGGGUGAAGACAGCAGUAAAUCCCAGCCUCAGCCGUGCUCAGAAGUGCGAUGGAAGUUUUCAUAAUAGGAUGAAGAUGAAAGUGCUUAACGCAGUUUACCCCUAAAAAGCGAUACUUGUUCCGCAACAGUUCAAAACGGACCAAUAUGCCCAUCUGAGUCACGGAGACUGUCGCUACCGGAAAUUCUCCAGUCAUCGUCAGCUGCAGAGACUGCUGGACUUUCUACAAAAUAAAAAAUAUUAAUACCUUUGGGGAAGAGCAUGCAUUUUAUUUAUCUAGUCUCAUGUUGCCUGCUGCCUACCUGGGUUCGUUUUGCACCGACAGCUGGGUACUCCCUGGGGAGCUGUGUGGCUCAUGGCUCUCUCAAUUAUACCAACAGACUGAAGGUGCUCUGCUAUUCGGAGCAGUUACGCCUUGUGCCGUCUAACAUACCCCCCAAUGUCACAGUUUUAGAUAUUUCAGAUAAUCUCAUCUCACGGAUCCAGCUCGAGAAUUUCAGAAACCUCAGCAAUCUGAGAGUUUUGAACGUCUCCCGUAAUCUCAUCUCGCGGGUGGCUGAAGGGGCCUUCAAGCACCUGGUCAACCUGCAGGAGUUGAACAUGGCCCGCAACAAGCUGUCCGUACUUUCAGAAAACAUUUUUGAGGGGCUGGGCAAUCUGACAGUCCUACAGCUGGGUGACAACAACAUUAAGAGCGUUGAAUCCACGGCCUUUCGCUUUCUUCUGAGCAUCAGGUUUGUGAACUUGACCACGAAUGAGCUCCAGCAUCUCAACAAGGUCAGACCCAUUCUGAAAUUUCCUCACCUGCAGCAGCUACAUGUUGGAAACAACAGCCUUUUCACUUUCCAAACUGAAGACUUGUCAGAUUUUCCUUUAGCCCUGAAAGUGCUUGAUUUAUCCUGGAAUCCGUUAACAAAACUUAACGUUACAACCGACAUCCUUCCUAAACUUGAGAGUUUAGACCUGUCAUAUUCAGGUACAAAUGGUAGUGAAGAAUGGUACAUCCGAGAUGGUUUUCUUCUGAGAGAUGUGAAGAAACUGUCAUUAAAUGGUACCAACAUUUCGGAAGAAGUACUAUUUUCUGUGUUGCAGUGCCUGAACAGCUCUUUGGAAGUCCUGACAAUGAGCAACUUGAAACAUCUAAAAGUCAAAGCUUUUUUGAAUGUAACCUGUCAGAUGCUUCCUUUACUGCGGGUCUUUAACCUUCAAGGGAAUAGUCUGGGCUCUCUCGGAGAUGGGCUUAAGCCUUGCUCCCUCUUACGUGAUUUGGAUUUAUCGAGGAACAAACUUGUUCAGGUUGCAGAUUUUGUAUUCAAAAACAUGUCCCAGCUGCAUGCUCUGAACCUUUCUUACAACCAGCUGAAUGCAGUCCCGGUUGCAGUACGAAUCAUCACCAGCCUGGAAACUUUGGAUCUCAGUUACAAUAGCAUUAGCGAGCUGAAGAGCUCAGAUUUUGCCAAGAUGACCAUGCUUAAAGAGCUCUACCUAGUUAACAAUCUUAUUAGAGAUAUUAAUGGUUCUGCCUUUCAGGACCUGAUAAAUCUUCGAAGCCUUAGAUUGGGAAAGAACCACAUUUGGAUGAUUACAUAUCCAAUGUUUUUAAGCCUGCGCAAGCUAGUGGUUUUGGACCUCAAGUCAAACCAACUUAGUUCUCUCAAGAAUGGUACCUUCCAGAAUUUGAACUCCCUUAAAUCACUGAACCUGGUGGAUAAUCAGAUUAGUGAAAUAGAAGAAGGUGCUUUUCAGGGGCUGCUUAACCUAACUACACUGCUACUGGGCUCAAAUAAGAUUACAGGAGACAUCCUAAGAACAGGUACUGUCUUUUCAGGAAUGCCUGCCUUGAGAGAGCUUCAGCUUUUUGAUAAUUUUAUAUCGUAUGAGAGCACAGCAAAGCUCAAAAGCCCACCUUUCUCUUUACUGAAGUCCUUGAAAACAUUGUCACUCAACAGCCAGGGUCACGAAGGCCUUCUCAAUCUGCCUUCAAACUUUUUAGAGGGUCUGGACUCUCUAAUAGAACUUCACGCUGGACGUCUGAACAUAAACUUCCUCCACCCCCAGACUUUCAGCUACACUCCUAAAUUAUCUUUCCUUGAUAUUAGCAGAAAUGCGAUUGGCAAUCUUACUCCACAGCUGUUUCAACCAAUCCCAAACCUAACCGAAUUCAUUCUGACUCAAGGGCGUUUGCAAACCUUGGACUUCCUGAUCCACGCCAAUCUCACCCAAGUGAAGAUCCUGCGAGCCAAAGGCAACGAGUUGACCGUCAUCACCGAAUCCCUCAUCCGCUCAUUGCCAUCGGUGAAAUACGUGGACCUGCGGGAGAACAGCUUUUCCUGCGACUGUGACAAUUCUUGGUUCCUGAAAUGGGCUCUGCAUGACACGUAUGCUCAAGUCAUCUACAUGAACACGUAUUUCUGCAAAUAUCCGCCGAACCUGAGGGGAAUGAAACUGAUUGACCUCAAAAUGGAUUCCUGCAGCGUGGACUUGGAGUUCAUCUGCUUCAUUUCCAGCACCACACUGGUCGCCCUGACCCUACUGGCCUCUUUCUUCUACAGAUUCCUCCGCUGGCAGGUGGUCUAUGCCUACUACCUCUUCCUGGCCUUCCUCUAUGACAACAGGAAAAAAAGGAGAAGGCCUGUCCUGCAAUACCAGUAUGAUGCUUUCGUCUCGUACAACACGCAUGAUGAGCUCUGGGUCCUGAGGGAGCUGCUGCCCAACCUGGAGCAGGUCCAGGGAUGGAGGCUGUGUCUGCAUCACCGAGACUUCGAGGCCGGCAAGCCCAUCAUCGACAACAUCGUGGACAGCAUCUACAACAGCCGCAAGACCAUCUGCCUGAUCAGCCGGCACUACCUGGAGAGCGAGUGGUGCUCCAGGGAGAUCCAGGUGGCCAGUUUCCGUCUCUUCGAUGAGCAGAAGGACGUGCUGAUCCUGGUCUUCCUAGAGGACAUUCCUGCCUGCCAGCUGUCCCCAUACCACAGGAUGAGGAAGCUGGUCAAGAAGAGGACCUACCUGAAGUGGCCCGGACACAGAGAAGAGACCAGGAUGUUCUGGCACAAACUUAACAUUGCUCUCCAAACUAGGGGAGAAGCUGAUGAAGAAAACCCGCUCCUGUCUGGUUUAGAUACCCAGGACUGAAACAGGGAUUUACUUUGCGUCUUACUUAGGAAUACCUGAUUAUAGCUAAGCUGUCUAAAACAGUAUGCCGGCACACAACAUCAAUUAAAGAACCCUUUUAAACAUGGAGUCCUUUCUCCAAGGAUGCUUUUCUAUUCAAUUCUCAGCUCUCUAAAGAAGACAAAAGGAUUGAACAUGUGCAAAAAUGGCCAUAAGUUUUCUACUGUAUGUAAUCAGAGGAGCUCUUGAAAAUAAUAAUUCCUAACACUUACAUAGCACUUUUUUGGACAGUCCACUCAAAAUGCUGUACAGUUAAGGGGCUACCCGCCACCACCAGUGUGCAGCUCCCAGCUGGAUGAUACAACGGCAGCCAUAGUGUGCCAGUCACCAUACACCAGCUAUCAAUAGGGAGGAGAAAAAAGUGAUGAAGUCAGUUCGGAGAUGGGGAUUAUUAGACGGGCAUGAUUGGUAAGGGCCAGUCAUUUUUAAUGACCACAGAGAGUCAGGACCUCGG
Messenger RNA from Lepisosteus oculatus (spotted gar), 4113 nucleotides. It is a transcript of the gene tlr22, whose product is annotated as toll-like receptor 22. Lineage: Eukaryota; Metazoa; Chordata; Actinopteri; Semionotiformes; Lepisosteidae. Gene Ontology annotation, cellular component: plasma membrane. The record is from RefSeq and is a predicted model, not a curated record. Gene Ontology annotation, biological process: inflammatory response; immune response; toll-like receptor signaling pathway. Gene Ontology annotation, molecular function: transmembrane signaling receptor activity; protein binding.